This is a messenger RNA of Lactuca virosa, 869 nucleotides long. The record is from the annotation of a GenBank genome assembly. NCBI's taxonomy places the organism in Eukaryota, Viridiplantae, Streptophyta, Magnoliopsida, Asterales, Asteraceae.
CACCCAUACCAAUCAUCAUCCUCUCACCUUCUUUUUCUUCACAGUUCACAGACUUCACGCUUCAAAGUUCACACACACCCUCUCUGCUGUCUUUCCCCCAUCAUGUAAAUUUUUUAUAUUUCCCAUGGAAAUCAUGCCUUCCCCCGUGACCGAUUUAAGCUCUGUAACACUCCAGAUCUCCAGAAGAAUAUAGAAAUCAUUCUACCACCUCUCACUUUUCUUCAUACCUAUUCUGGUUGUAGUGGCAUCGCCGGCUGCCGUGAAACGGUACGAUGACCAGGAACUGUGGUGUUGAGAGCCCGUCUCCACGACCGCGGAUCCACCAGACUCAUCCACACGAUACCCCUCACUUCCACUCCACUCUCUCCGAACGCAAGCUCCGCCGUUUCAAUACCUUGAUUUUCGUCUUCCGUUUAGCCGCCUUUUCUUCUGCGCUCUCCGCCGCCGUAUUCAUGCUCGCCACCAAGUCCGCCUCCCCUCACUGGAACGACUUCGGAGCCUUCCGAUUCGUUGUAGCAGCAAAUGCAAUAGUCGCUUUAUAUUCAUUAUUCGAAAUGAUUGCUUCUGCUUGGGAGAUUUCUCGAGGUUCUACCAUUUUCCCCGAAUUCUGCCAAGUCUGGUUCGACUUCAGCCAUGAUCAGGUUUUUGCGUACAUGUUGCUGUCGGCGGAUGCGGCGGGGACGGAAAUGGCGAGACAGCUGAGGAGGGUUGCCACGUGUACGGCCAACAACGCGUUUUGCAUCCAAUCGGACAUCGCCGUGGGGUUGGGAUUCGCCGCAUUUUUGUUUCUGAUGAUCUCGUCGUUGCUAUCGGGAUUUAGACGAUACCUUGCCACCGCCAUUGAAGAGAAAGAACUUCCGAGUUUCUAG